This is a messenger RNA of Dipodomys ordii (Ord's kangaroo rat), 2510 nucleotides long. RefSeq names its product ferrochelatase (gene Fech). The transcript has 11 exons. Bases 48 to 1316 code for a protein of 422 amino acids. Gene Ontology annotation, biological process: heme biosynthetic process. Gene Ontology annotation, molecular function: protoporphyrin ferrochelatase activity. Lineage: Eukaryota; Metazoa; Chordata; Mammalia; Rodentia; Heteromyidae. The record is from RefSeq and is a predicted model, not a curated record.
CGCCGCCGCAGGAGGAUCCCGGGUUCUCGGCCGAGGCUGCCCCGGAAAUGCUUCCAGCCGGCACAAACAUGGCUGCGGCCCUGCGAACUGCCGGCGCGCGGCUCCGCGGUCCGCUGGUACAUGGCGGCUCGGGGGUCCAGCAGCCAUGGAAGUGCCAAUUGGGAACCGCAGCAGCAGCCACCACAGAGACAGCCCAUCGAGCCAAAACUACAACGCCUAAAGUUCAACCGGAAAAGAGGAAGCCUAAAACUGGAAUAUUAAUGCUGAACAUGGGUGGCCCUGAAACCCUGGGAGAAGUUCACGACUUCCUUCUGAGGCUCUUCUUGGACAGAGACCUCAUGACACUUCCUGUCCAAAACAAGCUGGCACCAUUCAUUGCCAAACGCCGAACACCUAAAAUUCAAGAACAAUACCGCAGGAUUGGAGGUGGAUCCCCCAUCAAGAUGUGGACUUCCAAGCAAGGAGAAGGCAUGGUGAAGCUGCUGGAUGAGCUCUCCCCAGACACAGCUCCUCACAAAUACUAUAUUGGAUUCCGGUACGUCCAUCCUUUAACAGAAGAAGCAAUUGAAGAGAUGGAGAGAGAUGGGCUAGAACGGGCCAUUGCUUUCACACAGUAUCCACAGUUCAGCUGCUCUACCACGGGCAGCAGCUUAAAUGCCAUCUACAGAUACUACAGUGACGUGGGAAGGAAGCCUGCCAUGAAGUGGAGUACUAUUGACAGGUGGCCCACACACCCCCUCCUCAUCCAGUGCUUUGCUGACCACAUUCUGAAAGAGCUGGACCAUUUCCCACUGGAGAAGAGAGGCGAGGUGGUCAUUCUCUUUUCUGCUCACUCACUGCCAAUGUCUGUGGUCAACAGAGGGGACCCUUAUCCUCAGGAGGUAGGCGCCACUGUUGACAAAGUCAUGGAAAGGCUGGGCUACUCCAACCCCUACCGACUGGUCUGGCAGUCCAAGGUGGGUCCAGUGCCCUGGUUGGGUCCUCAGACAGAUGAAGCCAUCAGAGGGCUUUGUGAAAGGGGGAGGAAGAAUAUCCUUUUGGUUCCCAUAGCAUUCACCAGCGACCACAUUGAAACUCUGUACGAGCUGGAUAUUGAGUACGCCCAAGUCUUGGCCAAGGAGUGUGGAGUUGAAAACAUCAGAAGAGCGGAAUCUCUUAAUGGAAAUCCAUUGUUCUCUAAGGCUCUGGCUGAUUUGGUAUACUCACACAUGCAGUCAAACAAGCUGUGCUCCAAGCAGUUGACUCUGAGCUGUCCUCUGUGUGUAAAUCCUGUCUGCAGGGAGACUAAAUCCUUCUUCACCGGCCAGCAGCUGUGACCCUGCCUGAGGACCCACGGGAUUAGGCAAAUGCCCAACCUCCAGACACUUCGGAUCUGGAGGAGGACACUACUUAGAGAUGGAGGAAGCAAGCCUUUGGGCACAGACUGUGUGAUUUUCUGGGGCAUGGAUUCUGCUAUCCUGAUCAAGGGGUUUCUGUUUGUAUUUACCUAGACAUAAGCAUCCCCAGUCCUUCUCUCAGGAGAAAUUGAUUAGUUCGGAAUGUCCAGUAGGACAUGAAAAACACUGAGUAUUUCUUAUCUUAUGAGACACUUAUCUGUUUUAAAUACAGGGUUUGAUUUUUAUUGUCCAAAACCACCUCGUAAAAGUGGUAUGGAGAGUCGUCUCUGGGGGCUGGCAGGGUGCGUGAAAUCUGGGGACAGCCUCAUGCAUGCGAGUAGUUUCUUGAAUGAAUAUAGUUGAGUUUGUGAAAUAUAAAAAAGAAGCGCUGAGUUGGCUGUGUAAUUGAGAGGUAGAGCGUUCACCUAACAUGCAGAAGGCCCUGGGUUUAACCCCUAGUCACAUACACACUCUGCCUGCUCUUACCUAUGUCAGAAAGUAACAGUGCUGGUGAGUCAGUGUGUGGGCUGUGUUGCCAGCAAGGCCACCAGUCAUUAGUCAUUGUGAUGGCUGUGUGAGGCUCAUCUCUCCUCUCCUGAAUGCCCAGACAGAAUGAAGCACACACACUACUGCUGUGAGACUCGCCAGGCUUGCAGGCUAACAUACUUAAAGAAGCCAACACUCACCACACAGGCCUUGGUCUGAAUCCUAGGUGCCUCAGGGAAGGGAGCUCCCGCCCGCCACUUUCAGUCUCCAAAGACAGCACUGCUGGGAAACACCAUCAAUGGGCUUCAUUGUACAUCUCCCCUGGGCCCAGGUAGUCUUUUUGCUCUGUGUCUCCUUGAUCUUGGUUUCUUUUCUGCACAUUUGUUUAGGAGUUAUUUUAUAAUGUCAACUAUAUCUUUUAACUUUGGGUUCUUUCUUCAUUUAUAAUUUUUUGUUUGAAAAUUAUAUAGCCAUAUAAUAGGACAUUAGGAAAAUACAAAGAAAAAAAACCCCAACCACUAAUGCAAAAUAGUGUUACCAUUUUAUUGACUGGCAUUUCUUACCUCCUUUUCCUGUGGAUUUUUUAAAAAUUAUUAUGAAAAUGUCAUACAGAGGAGUUACAAUUACAUGGGCAAGAUAAUGAGUACA